CCCAGAGUGCUCCGCGUCCCCGCCGCCGCCGAGACCAAGAUGGCCGCGAGACUCGCCGCCUUCCUCAAGAAUGCUUGGGCCAAGGAGCCGGUGUUGGUCGCGUCUUUCACCAUAGGGACCCUCGCUAUCAUUCUGCCCCCACUCAGCCCCUACACCAAGUAUGCUGUCAUGAUCAACGAAGCCACUCCCUACAACUACCCAGUGCCCCUCCGAGAUGAUGGGAAUAUGCCCGAUGUGCCUAGCCAUCCCCAGGAUCCCCAGGGACCCAGCUUGGAAUGGCUGAAGAAACUGUGAGCAUCUCCAUUGACAGGAAGGAGGACCCCUCCUCUGCAGCCCCCAAUAAAAAUGUGAAAAGCCCAGAA
Molecule: messenger RNA, 362 nt
Organism: Cynocephalus volans (Philippine flying lemur)
Lineage: Eukaryota; Metazoa; Chordata; Mammalia; Dermoptera; Cynocephalidae
Gene: NDUFA3
Product: NADH:ubiquinone oxidoreductase subunit A3
Exons: 4
Coding region: 40-294 (84 amino acids)
Cellular component (GO): mitochondrial inner membrane
Source: RefSeq, a predicted model, not a curated record